This is a messenger RNA of Cryphonectria parasitica EP155, 1188 nucleotides long. RefSeq lists its product as uncharacterized. Lineage: Eukaryota; Fungi; Ascomycota; Sordariomycetes; Diaporthales; Cryphonectriaceae. Gene Ontology annotation, biological process: sphingosine biosynthetic process. The annotation marks the transcript as partial. The transcript has 2 exons. Gene Ontology annotation, cellular component: cytoplasm; membrane; intracellular membrane-bounded organelle. The record is from RefSeq and is a predicted model, not a curated record.
AUAAAGCCACGAGAAAUCAUCCUCCUGGCCGAGGUCCAAGGUGGAGGAGGCUACGUGAUCCUCACCCUGAGCGAAGAAGCAGAGCCAGGCCAAGAGGAACCCUUCCGCAUAUCGUGCUUUCUGGCCCCGACGUUACCGCAAGACCUGAUAAGACAGCAUGUCGUGACGGACCUCCCAGAAUUCUUGAAGGUCGCCGCGUCGAGCGCAAGCCUGGACGUCAUCGUCUCGGUGCGUUCUGGGACGGGUCUCGCGCCCAAGUUCUACGAUGCUGUCCUGCGACCUCUGCUCGGGAUCCUCGGACUGCAGGAGAAGAAGAGUGAGGACGUCUCGGCCGCGGGAGAGCCUUCGUACCGAGUGACCGUGACGCAAGACGCCAACACCGUGAAGGACUUCCCACGGGAGAAAUGGGGACCCGACGCAGCGUCCAAGUCGACGGUCCUCCUCCUCUCAGGCGACGGCGGCGUGGUCGACCUCCUCAACAGCGGCGUGGCCCUCCCCAGCCCUGGAUCGUCCCAUCUCCUCCCCACCGUCGUCCUCCUCCCGCUCGGCACAGGCAAUGCCCUCUUCCACUCCCUGCACAAGCCCCACUACACCACCACCACCACGACGAGCCCAGGAGACCUCCUCCCACCGCCACCGCCACCGCCACCCGACACGCCGGCGUACAGACAGCACGGCGACAAGCGGUUCGGCAUGGUCGCGCAGGAGCUGCUGCGGGACCUGCACGGCUACGAGGUCGAGGUGGUGACGGCGCCGUCUGGGCGGUUGGUGGUGGCUGGCGGAAAAGGAGGAGGAGGAGGAGGAGGAGGAGCAGGAGGAGCAGGAGGAGCAGGAGGGUUCAACUACGUGCUUGCCACCAUGGUGUCGAAUCUGGAGAAGACGUUCACCAUCUCGCCGGACAGCAGGCCGCUGGACGGAAAACUGAGGCUGGUCCAUUUCGGAGGCAAGAGCGGCGAGGAGACCAUGGCGAUCAUGAUGGCUGCGUAUGGGGGUGGGAAACACGUGGGCAUGGCUGGUGUCGGGUACCAGCAGGAGGAUGAGGUGAGGCUGACGAGUCUGGAGAGGGACGCGAGGUGGAGGAAGGUCUGUGUGGACGGGACGAUUGUCGAGCUGGCUGAGGGGGGAACCAUGGACGUGAAGACGGACCAGGAGCCAAGGCUGAACAUUGUCUUCUUGGAUGCCACCACC